Trichobilharzia regenti is the source of this 555-nucleotide messenger RNA. Lineage: Eukaryota; Metazoa; Platyhelminthes; Trematoda; Strigeidida; Schistosomatidae. The record is from the annotation of a GenBank genome assembly.
AUGUCUUCUAAAAUAUCAAUACCUGUCAAAAAAACAUAUAUGGAAGAACCUUCUAGUUCUAAUGGAGAUUAUGAAAAAUACAGUAAAAUAAUAUUCAUUUCUGAUAGUGACUGUCCUCACUGUGCUAAACAAGGAUGCAAUAUGGUAGCAAGGCAUGGCAAGCUGCAUCUCACAGCUGAUGACGGUAAAACAAAAUUUAUGACCAGAUCAUUUUAUUCUGCUCCAAAAACAUCCUGUGAAUUUCAGCUGACAUUUGCUGUUUUAUUUUCUCAUCCGGAAGGAUGUUUAGAGGAUGAUGUUUUUCUCACUUCAUUACUUCUGGUUGAUCAACCACCUAGACUCCUUGCGGGUUCACGCUUACGUAUUUGUAUGAACGACUUUCUGCGAGGAGAGGAAGGAGUACGUGGAUGGGUUCUGAUAAUAGAGGGGAGAACAGCCGGAAUUUUGGCCUCAGCUAUAGAUGCUGUGAACGAUGUUUGUCCACACCUACGUGUUUGGGAAAGGGCAGCGCGUUUAACAAAUAUUUUCGCUACUGGAGGCAAGUGCACUGCCUAA